AUGACCAGCACCUUCAUCCCAGGGCACACCGGUCAGAACCCUCAUUACAUCCCGGGGUACACUGGACACUGCCCAUUGCUUCGGUUCAGUAUGGGCCAGACCUACGGGCAGCUGACUGGGAAACUUCUUCGAGGCCCUCCAGGCCUAGCCUGGCCCCCUGUCCACCGCACCCUUCUACCUCCCAUUCGGCCUCCAAGAUCUCCUGAGGUUCCCAGGGGGCACUCACCUCUCAGACCUGGUCAUGAAAGACUUAGCUCCAGCAUGAUCUCUGGAUAUACAGGUUUUGUACCUCGGGCACAGUUCAUCUUUGCCAAGAACUCCAACCAGGUCUGGGCUGAGGCUCUGAAUGAUUUUACUCAGAGGCACAGGGAGCAACGGAGCCAUGAGCUGCCAGAAGAGGACAAGGAAGAAAAAGACACGGAGGAAAACCGAGAGCCAAAGCCAGAGCUGGAGGCGAAGAAGGAGCCAGAGCUGGAACAGGAAGAACAAGUUUCUCCUUAUUCAAUGGAUGACAGAGACCCUAGGAAAUUCUUCAUGUCAGGCUUCACUGGUUAUGUACCCCGUGCCCGCUUCCUCUUUGGCUCCAGCUUUCCUGUGCUCACCAAUCAGGCAUUGCAGGAAUUCGGGCAGAAGUACUCAAAGGGCAGAGGUCGGAAGGAUCCUGUACAGCUCCCCCCAGUUCCCAGGACGUACCCUCAGAACUUGUGCCUUUUACCUAACUAUGGGGGCUAUGUGCCAGGGUACAAGUUCCAAUUCGGCCACACAUAUGGGCAUCUCACCCAUGAUGCACUGGGCCUCAGCACUCUCCAGAAACAGCUCCAGGUGUAG
Molecule: messenger RNA, 828 nt
Organism: Elephantulus edwardii (Cape elephant shrew)
Lineage: Eukaryota; Metazoa; Chordata; Mammalia; Macroscelidea; Macroscelididae
Gene: CIMIP2B
Product: family with sequence similarity 166, member B
Exons: 6
Coding region: 1-828 (275 amino acids)
Source: RefSeq, a predicted model, not a curated record